GUGUGCGUAAUGACGUCACGUUGUAGGCUAGCUAUGAUGGCAACCGCAGGUUGACAUCGCUUCAAUGCUGAAUUGUAGAUUAUUAAAAAAGUUAGCGGGAAAAAGCCGUGACGUGGUAACCAAGGUGAAUUUAAGAGGUUAAGCUACUACACGCUUGAAACACACAACACACACUAAGCGCGCGGUUUUGGGGAAGGCUUAUGUAACAUCAACAGUUUGAUGACAUAUCCAGACAUCAUGUUCCUUGACACCUCCCUAUAAGCAUUCCUAGUCCCUUCAUUAUGACCUAUCUGUUUUAACUACUUAUGUAUGUUUGCAUGUUGAAGUGGCACUAUGCCCGCAGCUACCGUGGAUCACAGCCAAAGAAUAUGUGAGGUUUGGGCCAACAACCUGGAGGAAGAGCUGAAAAGAAUAAGACAUGUCAUUCGAAAGUACAACUACAUCGCCAUGGACACCGAGUUUCCUGGCGUGGUAGCCAGACCCAUCGGGGAAUUCCGAAGCAAUGCUGAUUAUCAGUACCAGUUGAUGCGCUGCAAUGUGGAUUUGCUCAAGAUCAUCCAGCUGGGCCUCACCUUUAUGAAUGAACAAGGGGAAUACCCUCCGGGAACAUCAACUUGGCAGUUCAAUUUUAGGUUUAACCUCACGGAGGAUAUGUACGCACAGGACUCUAUUGAGCUCCUGACAACUUCAGGGAUUCAGUUCAAGAAGCUGGAGGAUGAAGGCAUCGAGGUGGUAUACUUUGCGGAGCUGCUGAUGACAUCAGGAGUGGUACUGUGCGAUGGGGUCAAAUGGCUGUCUUUUCACAGCGGCUAUGACUUUGGAUACCUGAUCAAGCUUCUGUCCAACGCCAAACUGCCUGAGGAGGAAGUUGAUUUCUUUGAGGUUCUUCACUUGUAUUUUCCUGUCAUUUAUGAUGUCAAGUACCUCAUGAAGAGCUGCAAAAACCUGAAGGGUGGACUGCAAGAAGUUGCCGAACAACUGGAGCUAGAGAGGAUCGGACCACAGCAUCAGGCGGGCUCUGACUCUUUACUCACAGGCAUGGCUUUCUUCAAGAUGAGAGAGAUGUUCUUUGAGGAUCAUAUCGAUGAUGCUAAGUACUGUGGCCACCUGUACGGGCUUGGUUCUGGCUCCGCCUAUGUCCAGAACGGAACAGGGAACGCUUAUGAAGAGGAAGCCAACAAGCAGCAGUCGUGACAUCACACUCGCACCAUCAUGUGCGGCACAGAGGCCAAGCUUGGACAACCGGAUGAUGAUGAUAAGAAUGGAGAAAGUGCUUCAUUUAGCUGUUUGUCAUCGGCUCUGUUCGUCUUAGACAAUUGAGUAUAAUUGUCAGUAGGGAAAAGUACCACAGUUGUCCUCACACAGGACACAGUUGCACCUGUGUGAGUUUAACCUUUUACUCCGGUAAAGCAGCACAGACAUCUGGUUGGUUCGGUUCAAUUUAACAUGCUUGAAAAAAAAAAUGGGAUUUUAGUUUUCCUAAAAUGUUCUGUAGAAUUUUUUUGCACUUUAAAGCUCUAAUCUGAUUUUAUAUUGAAAGCUGAAAACGUAUCUGUCUCUUUGUUGCCUUCUCGAUGUUCCCAUUUUACAUUGUGAACCCGCCAUGUUUAUUUAAUGUUACCAUAACAUUUUGCCACCACACUCAGCCUUAAGAUGAAAUUCAUCCUUUUUAAGUUAUAAUUUAUUGUGCCGGUUAUCUGAUACUAAAAGAUGCCACUAAAUUACCGCAUGUUACCAUAUUGCCUCAAAAUGGAAAGGGAUUAUUGGGUGUGUUCACAUGCACAUAGCCGCUGUAAUUCUUUGCAAUUCUCUGCGCUACUUAUUUUUUGUUCUUUGCACCUAAAUGCCCCAGUGUGCCUGUGACAGACAUGAGGGGACAUGCCUCUCACCCAGUGGCCCUCUAGGUUUGGGGGCCGUGCUUAGCGAUUGGCUUUUUGGUGAAGUUUCCUGUUCAUUUGGUUGUUAGCAGUUGUCAAAUAAAGUCCAACUUGAAGCAGCUACUGUGUGUCUCUUCAAACUGCCACAUUGGUGUCCCCGACGUGAUUCAGUGUGGCAGUUUGAAGACACGCAGUAACUGCUUCAAGCUGGACUUUGUCAACUGCCAGUGGAAACUUCUUCUGGCGCCAAAACACUAAAGACGCCCCCCAAACCCACAGGGCCACUGGGUGAUAGGCAUGCACAGUGUUAAAGCUGAGAUUGGAAGUUGUAUGCACAUAAAUACAAUCGACUCAUACAUCUCAUAUCGCAAAUGGAGACAAAACACACUUCAUGUCGGACAUGCUGAAUACUCUGUUGUGACACCAUUUUCAUUCAUUUUGUUUUAAUUGAGGUUGCUUUUGCAGAGUUUUAGUGUUGUAAUUAAAGAAAAUAACACUUUACUGCUUGGGGAAAAUGGUGUUGCAUUUUAACAUGCAUCUUUUUCAUUUUUGUUUCGCCAACGUUCAUGCGUUGGCCUUUGGGUGAGAUUGUUUUCUGUCUGUGUCACAUUUCCGCUCUAACAUGCUGCAUAGACGAACCGCAUGUUCCAAAGGUUUUGAACAAAUGCAGUCAUUGAAUAGUGUUAUAAACAUUUGUAGGUGUGUGCUGAAAUAUAGAUAUUAACCAAGUUCAGUGUCACGAUGACUGAAAGGUGUGGGUUUUUUGGUCAUUUUUGCAGUGCAUCCUUGACACUGUAAAAGGAGAAAAAGAGUAUGAAAUACACGAGUUUUUAGGUUGUUUUGUAAAUAAAGGCUCAAAGCUUUUCUACUGAAAAGUACAAUUUCACUAAUGUCUGAAAGGGUCAAAGUUUAUUGUUGUACCGUGCAGCACCGAGUGCAAAGCAAUGACAAACAAGCACUUUGUUUUAAUAUUGUUAGGGACUAUAUUGCAUAUUGACUCAUACACACGCAUAGAAAAAUAUAACUUGACUGUAACAGUUAUGCCUUUUUGAAACACAUUCUUGAAAUUACAUGACUAAUAAGAAACCGGACAUGUACAAGGAAGU
Molecule: messenger RNA, 2983 nt
Organism: Dunckerocampus dactyliophorus (ringed pipefish)
Lineage: Eukaryota; Metazoa; Chordata; Actinopteri; Syngnathiformes; Syngnathidae
Gene: cnot7
Product: CCR4-NOT transcription complex, subunit 7
Exons: 7
Coding region: 334-1194 (286 amino acids)
Cellular component (GO): P-body; CCR4-NOT complex; CCR4-NOT core complex
Molecular function (GO): poly(A)-specific ribonuclease activity; nucleic acid binding
Source: RefSeq, a predicted model, not a curated record